Arctia plantaginis is the source of this 1299-nucleotide messenger RNA. Lineage: Eukaryota; Metazoa; Arthropoda; Insecta; Lepidoptera; Erebidae. The record is from the annotation of a GenBank genome assembly.
AUGCACGUAGCUGAGCAUACCCAACUUCCUGAUCGGUUGGAACUGUCGCCGCCAGAGGUGGCGUAUAUUUUAGAUUUGCAUAUUGCUAGUUCAAAUAAUUCACAUGAGGAAAGGCCAUACACCCACGUGACAGUGACAUCCGAUGAAGAAGAACAGAGUAAGAAAAGAGAAGUUUUCACAGCCAACUUGAACUCUAAGCUGACAGAGUUAACAGACGCACCGGUAGACAAGAUUGAGAGCAUCGACAAGAAACUGCAGCAGACACAGCUGGAACAAGAAGAACUUCACCGACGAAGAGAGAAUCUCAUUCGAGAUCAAAACAGGAUCAUUCAGAAAUCAGUUCAAGACAUAUCUACUAUACCUUCUACCCCUGAGAAACCUCCCUUACACGCCAGACCAAAAAUCACAAAUCAGAACUACAGACACUCUAUGCCAAACUUAUUACUAAACGAGAACUACGUUUCCAUUCCUCCCGCUGUUUCUGAGAGGCAGAUGGAGGGAGAAAGAGUAGUAGAUGAGAAGAGAAAGCCUUUCGUUUCUGAGGAGCACACACACACAGCACAGCCUUUGAGAGUACCCCAGCCGAGCGAUGAUAAUGAAUAUGACUUGGCUGUCAUACCUCCUGAUCCAAGUGCAUUGACUGAUGAAGAGGAAGGUGCUGACGAGGAUAUGGCGGCGUGUUUGAUACCGCAAGAUGUACCUGGUACUAUUGAAGUAUUUAUGAAUCGAGAGGGUAGUGGUGACGAAGAUAGUGUGUACGACAGACACAGAACAAGAUCUAUCUACUCCGAACCCAAAAUUUCGGAGGUACUCCGCUUCGAAAGAGAACUUCUCCAGCUGGAACAAGAAGAACUUCACCGACGAAGAGAGAAUCUCAUUCGAGAUCAAAACAGGAUCAUUCAGAAAUCAGUUCGAGACAUAUCUACUAUACCUUCUACCCCUGAGAAACCUCCCUUACACGCCAGACCAAAAAUCACAAAUCAGAACUACAGACACUCUAUGCCAAACUUAUUACUAAACGAGAACUACGUUUCCAUUCCUCCCGCUGUUUCUGAGAGGCAGAUAGAGGGAGAAGGAGUAGUAGAUGAGAAGAGAAAGCCUUUCGUUUCUGAGGAGCAUAUGCAGAGGCAUUUCGGUGUGGAGGAGAGCAGGAGGCUUCUGUAUGAAGGCAAGGAUUUUAGGAGACAGCCUUUGAGAGUACCCCAGCCGGUAUUGCCUCCGAAACCGAAGAGUCGGGAGUCGACUGAGAGGGAGAUCACUAUGAGGUUAGUGUUUAAUUAUUUUAUUUGUUCAGUCUAA